AUGUCCUUCCUGAGAAACGAAAGUACUGAUUGUCCAGAACUUUUUGACAUCCCUCAUAAGAACCCUUCGUUAGUGGAUGAUGUGUUGGCAUGUGCCAAGUUUACCAAAGGUGCAGUUAUGUCCUUCACUGCUGAGUUGGCACUUAUUGAUGUUUGGAGAGAAAACAAAGAGGAGUACAGGAGAGCACACAGGGAUGCGCCGUUCUACAGGAAGAUCGCCUCCCAGUUGAUUCUACGUGGGCACACUUUCAACCCGGAGCAAUGCAAGAAUAAAAUGGACACUCUCAGACAAGAGUUCACAUUGUACAUAAAAACGAAGUCAGGAGAUGGAGCACGAGAACCAUGGCCCUAG
Thrips palmi is the source of this 351-nucleotide messenger RNA. RefSeq lists its product as uncharacterized. The transcript is spliced from 2 exons. Lineage: Eukaryota; Metazoa; Arthropoda; Insecta; Thysanoptera; Thripidae. The record is from RefSeq and is a predicted model, not a curated record. Bases 1 to 351 code for a protein of 116 amino acids.